UAGCAGCAGCAGCAACAGUGUUCUCAUUGUUUAUAUAAGAAGGUCCAUUCCAUCUUCUUUCUAUAUCAAGAACUACAUUGUCCAAUAUAUAUCCUUAUUGAAGAUUGUAAGAUGAGGUUUGAAUGUGAUUGAGCUGUUAUUUUCAGCAUCAUCAUGUCAUGCAGACAAGCUGAUGUGUAAUGGCAUCACUUUACUUCUUAAGCAACAAUACAGAUGAGAAGAACUUUCACUUGUGCUGCUUCUCAUGAUCUCACUAUUAUCAGUGUCCCAAGACAAAAAUAUUGGCACAAGUACCCUUCAUAGGUCCCUAACAUGGGCACCUCUCACGUGUCACCAGUGUGGGUGCCUUGCACACAUCCCCAGCAUGAGUAUCCUUUACACAUCACUGACAUGGGUGUCCCUCACAUUUCACUGGCACAGGUGCUUUUCAUGUAUCACCAGCACAGGUGCCUUUUACAUGUCAGCGGCACUGGCGACAACUACAAUUUCCCUAGGCUUUAUUUGUGAUCUAGGGCCAGAUAGUUGUUGGGUGCUAUACCUUGUCAAAAGGUAGCAUGUGUCUAGUCCAGUGUGGGCAGGUGACUUCCACUCUAGCCGUCAGCCAGCCAAUAUCGUGUGAGUGAAUUUGGUAGAUAGAAACUGUAAGAAGUUUGUUGUGUAUGUAUGCAUGCUUGGCUUGAAUAAAUGUUGCAUUCUGUACAUUUUGCAUGUAAAACCCUUGUAUUAUAGACAUUGAUGGUUGUCGUCCUUUCCCCAUCAAUAAAUUCUUUGCUGGUUCUGUGCUUUCAAAGAUGUGUGGAAUAAUCCACCUGACAAACUUCCACACAGUUCAUGUAUAUCUGAUUUCCCUCACAAGGUUUGGGUUGGCCCAAGGUUGUGAUAAGAGAUACUUGUCUGAGAUGUCAAACAGUGAGUUUGAACCCAGGAACUUGUGAUUGCAAAGUGAACUUCUUAACCAAUUUGGCCAUACUGCAUCUGAAGAACACAGGGGUAUUAAUACUCACAACAGUAAAUCUAAUGGCAUCAACAUUACCAUAGUUCAUAUUUAGUUGUAAGUAAAGGGUAAAGACACCCCCAACCUUUGGUCAUGAAUGACCAUAGGUUUACACCUAGAAAGUUCCCUUCCGAGGCACAAGUCUGAGCAAGAUUGUUUAUGCAAGAACAGCAGUCACCAUUGCAUACCAGUCUCCUCUCUCUGUGCCACUGAUGUUUUCAAGGGAAAGGCAAAAGCUGAUACCACCAGUGACAUUACAACUCAUCUCUACAGACAGCUGAAUGAACUGGAGCGAUGGGAAUUAAAGAAUCUUGCUCAAUAACACAGCACACAGCCCUAUUCAGGAAUCAAACUCACAUUCUCAUGAUUGUAAACCCAAUGCUUUAACCACUGAGCCAUAUACCUUCACAUAUAGUGGUAUCAACAAUUCAACUAAAUAUCAAACAUGUCUGUUUUUACCAUUACACUGCAGUACAGUUCUAUAUUUAAUAGAUGAGGAAUUGUGUACAUUAUUUACAUUUGACAGAUAUUUGUUCUCAUCUUGUUUGUUGUUAACACGUUUCGGCUGAUAUACCCUCCAGCCUUCAUCAGGUGUCUUUGGGAAAAUUUUGAACCUGGGUUCUCAUUCUUAAGGUAUUUUUCGAUGUUAUUAUUAUUAUUGUUGUUGUUGUUGUUGUUGUUGUUCAGGUCACUGCUUGGAAUCGAACUCGGAAUCUUGGGGUUAGUAGUCCGCGCUCUUAACCACUAUGCCAUAUGUCCGUGAUGAAGGCUAGCAGGUAUAUCAGCUGAAACGUUGUGUUAACAACAAACAAGAUGAGGACAAAUAUCUGUCAAAUUAUAAAUAUUACACUGCAGUAUUUUCUAGUAGCACAGGGAGAUGUAUUGUAGUGUUGUAUGGUGCUAGAUUAUGUGAUAUAAUGUGGUUCUGUGUUGUAGUACAUACAGGAUAUUUGGGCUAAAUUUGACAGUUUGCAUAAAAGGAAAAGUAAACAAUAUCUCAUCCAAAAAUAAAAGUAUUGUAGCCAUCUUCAGCAUCCACCAAUGGCCUCAAGAUGGUUCUGGAACCUGAUACAUGCAUUCUUCUUUGUGUCCCCAGGAUGGUCUUAGAACACUUCCUUGAUCUUCAACACUGGCUCACCCUUAAUGUUGCAGGCAGAGCGGUUGGUGUCUUUCUCAACCAUGCCCUACACAAAGUAAUCCAUGGGAUUACAAAUGGAGGAAUUAAAAGGUCAAAAAUCAGGACUGGUGAUGUCGUAGAAAUCCUCUGACAACCACUUCUGGUAUGGCAAGGAUCCAAAUCCUGCUGCCACACAUAGCUUUCCAGCAGCAACUCAUUCCAGUGAAGGUUUGACCGCAGUCUGCACCAGUUUCACAUAGCUGUCUGAAUUAAACCUAAGGCCCUGUUCAGAGAUGAGGGAUGGUAUGAUGUCACCCUCACUGGUAAGAUACCCAAAGACCAUCACAGUUCUGGGAGAACUUGGUUUUCAUGAUGUCCAUGUCCUAUCUUACAGCCUUUACUGUGUUCAUAGAACAUACAGCAGUCAUGACACAAAUCAUCAUGAUACAGAAUGUCAUCCGUUAUGGUGCGGCAUUUCUUCUUUAUUUCAUAAUGCUGUUCUUCUGGAAGUGGAAUCGUAAACUCAAGCCAACAUUUGUCACCCUGAUAUGCAUUGGCGUUCUGCUUUUGUUACGUAACUUGGCAUUUGACAACAGCAUCUACAAGAGCAUUACUCUACAGCAGAAAAAAGAAUACCAGUUAUUCUCAUCUUUCUAUCGAAUACGAGAUAGGUUUAAGAAUCCAUUUCAGAGAUCUGCACUUCGGCUAAAUGACCUUGUUGUUUCCACCUUACCAAAUAAGACUGUUCAAUCAAAGAACAUUGUCUGCCAACAUCCAAAACUGGAUUUGCAGAGUGACACAAACAAAAAUGCCUUCUAUGAUGUUGGAUCUAUUCAAUGUUUUGGUUCUGAGAUUUUCAGUAUGGAAAAUGGUAAGUUAAAAAUGGACAGCGCUUUACUUCAUGGAGACCGUAUCAAGCAGUGCACAUAUCAGGCUAUAGAACGCAUUGAUGACAACUAUGCAACUUAUACUGCACCCAUUGGUGGUGAUGAUGUCAACUAUCCUUUCAACAUUAUUGUACAGCAUGAUUUCAUCAGAGUUCAAUGCUUCCUUGAAACAAAGGAUAUAGUCUUAGAUUCUACAAGACAUCUGUUAUCUCUCUCUUCUAGACAAAAAAGUAAUGUUAACUCUGAAGAUAAACUUCAUUACAAAAAACUGGUAUUAAAUGCUAACAGAAUUUUGAGAUAUAGAGAUGUUGCAGACCAAUCUGAAACCACAAAAGUGUCAAAGAUUACCAAAGGUGAUAAAGAUAUGAGAAAAAGACCUUUCACAGACAGAGAAGUUCGGAAAGGUAGCCUUUUGAAUAAUGCUUUAAAAUUUCAGAGAAAUAAUCCUCGAAAGCUAGGCAACAAAAUGGUACGUUCCUCUUUUAAAACAAGUGAUGUUAAUUUUGAUCCAAUGAUGAAAUAUGGUGUGAAAGCUCUCAGGCAAUACCAAAAUAGAAAUAAGCCUAGUCUAUUACUAUCUACCAAUCAAAGAAGUAAAAGGAACAACUACAAAAAAUUAGGAAGUUUUCCAUCAGGGAAAGUAAAUAAUUUAACAUCAGAUAUAUCUUUAAAAGUAGCUUUUAAAUCCUCUAAUAAGAGUUAUAAAAACAACCCUAUUGCUUCUAUGAAGUCUAAAUUUACGGAUAAAUUCCGACACAGUCUCAAUUCUGUUUUCAACGGUGCUUUAUAUCAAGACAAAAAUGGUUCACUUUUAGCCAAUAUCACUGCACAAAAUGUGAAGAAAAUUAUUCAUCAAAAUGCCCAUUCUUCACUUAAACUGCCAAGCAAUAUAAAUAUAUUUAAUUCAAAUAGUUCAGGAAAGUAUAAAAGAAUUCCAAAGAAACUUACAUAUCCAAGCAAUAAUCUUUUUGUACAAAACCAACAAAACAAUCAUUCCAAAGGCAUCAGCCGAUUUCUCAAAACUCCGGAUGUUGUUAAAUCUUUACAGAUUGACAAGAAAAAUCACAAUGAUCCAUGGAAAAGAAGCAACAGGAUUAUUACGAAAACUAAACAGAAACAUCUGCUCUCAAAGAAGAGAUCUAUAAAUGACAUAAUUUCUUCUUCAAAUGGUUCUAUCUUGCCAAAAUCUAAACCUUCAGACAGUUCUGCCAACCAUCAGUCUUUACCCCAAAGUAGUGAAUCAGAAAUUCCUCAACUGAUGCUCCUCCCCACUAUUUCCAAAUUGAAUUCUUUGAUCUACCCAGAAAACCAAAUUCAAGUCGAAGCCAAACCCAAACCCAAAUCCCAAGAAAAAGAUGUAGUAAAUGUAAAAUUUUUGAAUUCUUCUCCAAUGAAAUCUAGAAGCCAGUCUCAUCCAAAUAUCAAAGCAGUUCACAAUCAACUUAGCUCACACCCAAUGAUCCAAAUACUGAGACCAAAAGAUACUUAUAAAAGAUUCCCAUAUACAACAAAAUCUAAAAUCCUGCCAAAUAAUCUUCAGAUUGUUCCACCAAAACUUGAGAAACCUAAAAGAAAAACUGAGAAGGAAAAGAAAUCACACAUUUUCCAUAACUUCGAUAUUGAAGAUAUGACUGAUACCUUAUACUACGAUAAUUCCAAAGAAACCUACUUAAAUCUUCCACCCGAACAAUAUGGUAUUUACAACCAGCUUCCAGAUAUUGAACAGUUCUUUGUUCAAAUCUAUCCAAAACCUGAGGUAUUUCAACGGAUUUCAGACAUCCCUCAGUUUGUGCAUUUGAACACAAUUCCUCUGAAUAUUCUCAUCUAUGGACUUGAUUCCUUAUCUCACUUGUCUUUCCAACGUAAACUACCGUUGUCUUAUAAACAUCUGAAAGAAUCUCUUGGAGCCAUCAUAAUGAAUGGUUACAAUAUUGUUGGAGAUGCUACAGCUGCUGCUAUAAUUCCAUUGCUCACUGGAAGAACAGAAACUGAAUUACCUGAAGUCCGUAAGAACCAACUUACUUCAGGAUUUGUUGAUGAUUAUCCUCUGGUAUGGAAUAAGUUCCGUUCGAAAGGCUAUGUCACGUUAUUUGCUGAAGACUGCCCUAGUCUUGGUGUAUUCAAUCUACGUUUCAAUGGUUUCUACAAUGCACCGACUGACCAUUAUAUGCGACCCUUCUGGCAAGCCAUCAGUGAAUCUGUGCUUGAUGAAAGCAGCAUCAACUUCUGUCUUGGCUCCAAACCAAAGCAUCAGUUCACUUUGGAUUAUCUCAAAGACUUUUUCCAGAAGUAUGCUAAUGUAUCCAAGUUCGCAUUUGCUUUCCACGGAGAACUGUCUCACAACGACAACAAUCCUAUCCAGUACCUGGACAAGGACCUGCUGGCAUUCUUUCAAUCCAUGGAGAAGGGAAACUACUUAAACAACACCUUGUUGAUAGUUAUGAGUGAUCAUGGGGCAAGAUAUGGCAGUGUACGCAACACAGUCCAAGGCAAGCUGGAAGAACGCCUGCCUUUCAUGUCAUUCGUGUUCCCCAAGUGGUUUCAGUUGAAAUACUCGUAUUUUAUGAAGAAUCUGAAGAGCAAUCAGGAGAGACUAGUGACACCAUUUGACGUGCAUGAGACAAUGCUGGACAUACUCGACUCUACUCGUAUGUUCGAACCUGUUGAUUACUCGACUCGUGGUCUCAGUCUCUUGCAGCCAAUCCCACUUAAUCGAACAUGCAAAUCUGCUGGCAUUGCUAUGCACUGGUGUAGCUGCCUGUCAAGAUACCCUGUUGAUCCUUCUACUCAGCUUGUACAUUCAUCAAUGCAGAAAGUUAUGUCCUACAUUAGGACACUUCUGUUGCCUGUGAAACACUUGUGUGGUCAACUUUCACUGAAAAAAAUAUUCUCUGUCUAUCUAGUAUCUCCGAAUGAGAAGGUUUGUACUGUAACAUUUAAAUAUAUCUCCUUAGAAACUUGUUUGUACUUUACAGUUAGGUGUAAACAUAUUUUAUACAAUGGCCUUUAUGAAGCCAGCGUAAAGGUCAACCUUGAAACCCAAAAUUUCCAAGUUUUCCCUGAAAUCAGCCGUCUCAACAAAUAUGGCGAUCAACCAAACUGUAUCAGCGAGAAAUUCCCAGAUCUUCGAAAAUAUUGCUAUUGUAUGAAUGUUUGAGAAACAGUGGUGCUGGUGAUGGUGGUGUGAUGACCCCCCCCCCCAGGGCAAAGUGCAGUGGACUGAUCACUACAUUCUUUCUGUUCCAUUUUACCAUCAUUGAUAUUACUAUCAUCAUCAUCAUCAUGUUAUUCAUUUCUUUAAAAAAUCCAAUGGUCUGUGUAAAUAUUAUUACCAUUAUUUAUUAUUAAGGCAGCGAGGUAGCAGAAUCAUCAGCACACCAGGCAAAAUGCUUAGCGCUAUUUCGUCUGUUACGGUAUUUCUGAGUUCGAAUUCUGCCGAGGUCAACUUUACCUUUCAUCUUUUUGGGGUCUAUAAAAUAAGUACCAGUUAAGUACUGGUGUUAAUGUAAUCAACUAGCCCUAUCUCUGAGAAUUCCAAGCCUUAUACCUAUAGUAGAAAGGAUUGUUAUUAUUAUUAAUAUGGUGGCAGGCUGGUAGAAUCGUUAGCAAGCCAGGCAUUUUGUCUGUCUUUACGUUCUGAGUUCAAAAUUCACCAGGGUCAACUUUACCUUUCGUGUUUUGGGGGUCGAUAAAAUAAGUACCAGUUGAGUACUGGGGUUGGUAUUAUUAUUAUUAUUAUUAUUAUUAAGGUGGUGAGUGGGCAGAAUAUGUACCACUUGAACAUUGGGGUCAAUAUCAUCAACUUGCUCCCUCCCCUGAAUCUCCUGGCCUUGUGCAAAAAAUUUGAAAUCAUCAUCAUCAUCAUUAUUAUUAUUAUUAUUAUUAUUAAGGAAGCGAGCUGGCAGAAUUAUUAGCUUGCUAGGUGAGAUGUUUAGCGGUAUUUUGUCUGUCUUCACAGUCUAAGUUCAAAUUCCACCAUGUCAACUUUGCCUUUCAUCCUUUCAGGGUCGAUAAAUUAAAUCUUUCUAUUUGUUUACAGCUUUUGUUGUUUGCUCUUUUUUUCCGUAGUUGUCAGGUUCUAUGGCCUCCUUCUUGUAUUUUUUGGCUUCCUUGAAAGCAGAAAAAAGUUUCUGUUUUGCUCAUGCUUUGCAGCUUUUUGUACCAGUUUUCCUUGGUUCUGAGUUAGAUAUUUCUGUAAUCCUAUGGUGGAUAUUUUAUAGUAGUUUUUCUACCUUCAAUUCAUUGUAUAUAUAACCUUUCUAUGUCAGAUUUUAGGUGGCAUAUUUUAAAUUCUGUCAUUUUUCUUUUCUUAUUUUCUUGUCUAGUUUGGUUAAUUCAUUUAGUAUCCAGUUAAGAAUAUUAUAACUGUAAUUUAUAACUGGGACAGCUAGAAUAUUGAUGCCUAUUACCUUGUUUUUCACAUUGUACUCUAUUUUAAGUAUUAAUCUAACUUGUCUAUAGUAUUUCUUCCUUAUCUUCUCUUUCAUUUGUGUGUUGUACCAUAUCUAGUUCAUUGGUUCCUUAGUAUUUGUAUGUCUGAGUUUGGUCUAGUUCUCUUAUUUCAUUUUCUUUACCUAGUGUGAUAUUGUUACUCUUAACUAGAUUUCCUCUUUACAAGGUUGCUUUGGUACAUUUUUCUAAGCUGAAUUUAAUAUUUAUUUGUUUGGUAAAUCUAUAUUCUGUCUGUGAUAAUGUUUUCAGUUGUUUGUCAUUUACAACAUACAGUUUUAGAUCAUCCGUAUACAAGAGUUGGUUGAUUGUUUUACCAUAGCAGUUGUAUCCACAUCCUGUUCUGUCUAGCAUGUUAGUUAAAGGUGUCAGUUCCAGACAGAAAAGAAGGUGGAGUGAGUGAGUCUUCUUUGAAUAUUCCUCUUCUAAUGGAAAUGGCUUUAGUUUUAUGAUUCCUUCUUAUGUCUGUAGCUGUAGAACUGUUUGCCAUUUAUUCAUGGCAUCAUCACCAUCAUACAUCCAUUUUCCAUGCUGGGUUGGGUUGGAUGGUUUGACAGGAGCUGGUCAGCUGUCCAUGCUCCAGUUGUCUGAUUUUGGCAUGGUUUCUUUGGCUGGAUGCCCUUCCUAAUCAGAGGGAGACUAAUUGCAGGUGGCAAGCGUAGCUCCCAGAAGUGGUCACAUGGUCAAACUCAAAUGGCUGUGAGUCACAACAGUUAGCAGUUUGUUUUUUUGUAUGAACAUUUUGCAUUAUAUAAUUCAGACAUGGAUGAUAUAGAAAGCAGACAUGCUGCUAGGCCAUGCUGCAUUGCGCAGGAUUGAAAGCGUGAAGCAUCCUGGAGAAUAGAAGAAUGGGUUUGUUGUGCUUUUACCCAACUGGUCCGGCAGUGCAUGGGAUGGUAACAUGAAGCAUCAACAAGGUGCUUCAUGUUACCAUUUUAACGUCCACUUUCCAUGCUAGCAUGGGUUAGACAAUUUGACUGAGGACUGGUGAAACCAGAUGGCUACACCAGGCUCCAAUCUGAUUUGGCAGAGUUUCUUGUUAUUUUAUAUUUCUGUAGUAUUAUUUUUCUUUCUUGUUACUUAGUAGUGUUGUCUGGUUACUUUGGUUAAUUAAAGAUUGACAAAUCCUUUUAUUUUAUUAUUUUUUUUUUCUAGAUAUUAGUUUUCCAUACCAUCUGUUCAGGUUGUGAUACUCCUAUUUGGAUGGAUUUGAGGGAUUAUCCACUUUCCUUUGAGGCUACAGAGGCUGUCACAUAUAUUGUUUCAUUUAGUCUGGUCAUAACGACAUUUGCUUCUGUUGCAUUUGCGAUGACCAUAUUUGUUUUUCAUUGUUUUUGCUGUCUAUUUUUUGGGGGAGGUACAGUCAGUGGUCAAUGCUGAGUUCUUUUCUUUGAUUACACACAUUUUUAAAGUAUCAUAAUCGUGGUUUCUGAAUUCAUUGUUUCCAGUUUUUAGGUUUGCUCCACGUUCCUUUCCAUUUAUAUUUUUGUUUGUGAUGCUCUGAUCUAGUGGGAGGCAGCACUUCCCUUCUGUACCCUCACUUUAUUUUCAAGUGGAACUUGAAAAAGUUGAUGAGGGUUUGGCCAAAGUGUUUGUCUUCAGCCCUUCCAACUUGGCCCACCCCCACAACCUCUUUCACUUAGGCCAUCAGACAAAGAAACACUGCCAGCCCUUCACGGCCAAAGGAAGGCAGCAGGUGAUCUUCACAAUGGACUCGGCCAAUAGCCAGAUUCAUCCUACACAUGACAGCAGGUGUUCAACAUAAACCCACAAGUCAACAAUGCUCAGGCACGGCACAAGGAUGUGCAGAACAGAUUUGUUCCUUCACAUGCAUCUCAGGCACGCCUGGCUGUUUGCACUUCAAUGCCUGUAGAAUUCAUGCUGAACCGGCAUUGCACCUUGAUAGCACUGCUAGGCCGGGAAUUUGUGGAAAUACCUAUAGGCGAGGGGAGGAGGGACACACACCCAAUAUCAGCACUGGCCCAACAUAGGUACCUUUCCCCUAUAUAAGUGUUCCAUCAGUUCUUUAUUGUUCAUGUUUAUUGCUGUGUAGUUCAUAAUGUUAGAGUUUUGUUGAAAUUGAGAUGUGUGAAUUGGGUUGUGAUGGUGGUAGUGGUGGUGGCGAUGGGUAUGAUGUUGGUGGUAUUGGUGUGGCUGCUGUUGGGGGUUAGUAUUUGUGUAUUGUCCCCAAAGGUGUCUCCCCACUCUGACCAUACCUGCCAGAUUUUUGUAUUGAUGUUGGUGUGUUUUUCUUUCUCUUUUGUGAAACCUGCUGACAUUUUGCCAUUUGGGCUCUUCAUCAUCUCUCUCACUGCAGGAAUUGUCUGACUGCUCUGAACAUGGAAGAGACAUGCCUUGUGGAGCUUUUUACUGUUGUCUGGUAUGUGAAAGCCAUAGAUGUUGGUGAAUUCUCUAUUGUGAUUGCUGCUGCUGCUAUAAUUGCUGUUUUUGCAGCUCUUUCUAGCCUUCUUGCCUUUGCAGAUAUACAUCUGUAUAAGAUUGUUUGUCUUCUUGUUACUUCUUACUCUUCUGAUGUUUUAAGGUGGACUGUUCUGCCAGUCCUGGUUAGGUGCAUUUUAGCUCUUACCAAUUCCUUUUCUGAUAUCUCUACCUCUUCUGUCUUUCUACAUAUCUGUCUGAACUCACUGUGUUUCAGCUUAGAAAAAGCAACUCUCAUUGUUGCUUUACUAAUUUUAUAAGUGUUUCAUAUGGUACUGGAUGUCAUACUUGCAUCAUUUCCAAAUUUAUCUUGGUCAUUGCUGCUGUCUUUGCUCUGCCUCUCAACCACAUUAAUUAGUGGAGGGAACAAAAUGUCAAAAUGGCUGUUCCAAGAACUGUCAGUCCCCUCAAUUUGGAAAACCAUAUUGAAUUUUUAUUUUUAGAAUAUAAAGUUUUUUUUUUUUUAAACUCAAAAUUUGCCCUUAAAGGGCAAGUUCUCGACACCCCAGCUAGUGCUGCUUACCGUGAGCAGGGUUAUGUACUCAACAGUUCAACAAAAUUUGGAAAAGCAAACAAUAAGACAAAUUUUAAGGAAAACUUAGAGCUCCAAACACAUGGCCACCAGAUCCAGAUACAAAUAUUACAAUGAUAUAAUAAUGAUAAUAUUAAUGAUAAUGGAAAGAAGGGUAGAAAAAUUAUGGGACAGCAUAUUUCUUGAACGAUAUGUAUAUAAAAUAUAAAGAAAAUAUUUCUUCCAGAAAUAAAGUAAAAUAUUUACAAA
Molecule: messenger RNA, 10667 nt
Organism: Octopus bimaculoides (California two-spot octopus)
Lineage: Eukaryota; Metazoa; Mollusca; Cephalopoda; Octopoda; Octopodidae
Source: RefSeq, a predicted model, not a curated record